AUGGUCGCACUCUCGGCCCUCGGCACAUUCCUACUUGCCGCCAACCUCACAUCCUUUGACCCAGCGACUGCUCGUCCCAGUGACGACGACUUCACGAACCGCGACAAGAUCAUCUUUGCCGUCCGUGCUGAUUUAAAGGGCGGCCGAUUUGCGUCUGCCAAGCCUGUGUCCAACGUCACGUUUCCCGUCGCCGACGUCGCGUCGACUGUGUACAUCUCGCAGGAGAGCUACAUGCGCGCCAUCGACACUGCCAAGCCCGACAACACCACGCGCAACUUUGUCAGCUCGCUCCUCUAUGCUCGUAGCGGCGUGCCUCGCGUGUGCGCCCACAGCAUUUACGGCACAACGAUUCUAAACACAUCGACCGAGUACCAGUUCGCAGACAAGACCUCGACGAUCAAGCCGCUUGCAGCCAAACUCGCCACGACCACGUCGACGACGACGGAGCUCGUCGGGUCUCGCUCGUUAAGCCAGCUUGUGUUUCGCAUCGAGUCGGGCUGCUUGGGCUAUGCGACAUUUGCGUGCAACUUGGACGACGCGUCCGGCACUGUUUCGCUUCGCAUUGGCGUGGCGCUCGCCGAGUACGUGGAAUUGAACCCGGCGUCCUUCAUGGCGUUGUGCAGUGGCCAAUACAACGUUCGCCCGAUUCGAAUCAACCCCAACUACAACAUUGCGUUUACAGUACCGACGGGCAACUGGGCGACACAGUCGAUCGCGGACGAUGCCAAGAUCUUCUUUCGCUACAAUGCGCCAGCGGUGACGACGCCACCCGCGAGAACGACGGCAGCGACAAGCACGGUGCCACUGACAACGACGACGAGUAGCAGUCCGACGGAGCGCCCAGUGACGACGGUACCCGCUGCGACAUCGGCCACCACUCUCGUGUCACUCGCCACGAGCGUCAUUGGCCUUGGCGCGACCUUUCUCGUUCUCUAA
Molecule: messenger RNA, 936 nt
Organism: Saprolegnia diclina VS20
Lineage: Eukaryota; Oomycota; Saprolegniomycetes; Saprolegniales; Saprolegniaceae
Exons: 1
Coding region: 1-936 (311 amino acids)
Source: RefSeq, a predicted model, not a curated record